Molecule: messenger RNA, 792 nt
Organism: Chilo suppressalis (striped riceborer)
Lineage: Eukaryota; Metazoa; Arthropoda; Insecta; Lepidoptera; Crambidae
Source: the annotation of a GenBank genome assembly
AUGAAGAAGUAUUUCAGAGAUCAAUUUAGCUGGAAUAGAUUUAAACUGGAGCACGAGGAAGCAUGGGAUUUCUAUUUGUGUUGUUGGCAGAGGAAUCGGUCGCCGCUGCCUCUACUGCUAGUGAGGUUGAUCGUGUUCUUGGGAUGUCUGAGUAUCCUGGUGACAUCUAUGGUUAUGACGGGACAAUUAGUGAAUGUCGGUUACUGGUUUAUUUACAUGACGCAUUGGGGACUAAUUCUUAUCACAGUGACUGCUGGACUCGCAUUUGUGGUAUCAGCUAGAGCGUAUUUCCGUGGACCUAUUGACUCCACCUUCGGUGUGCCAUGGUACUUGAAAUCCUACUGGGCGGCCUAUAAUGUUACCCUUCCUACCGCAUUCUUCAUUACUAUUUUCUACUACAUUCUACUAACAGAUCUCGGUGAACAGUACUCUGUAGACCCGGUGCUGGACUUGUUCAUCCAUGGCAUCAACUCGGUGCUGAUGUUCGUGCUGUUGCUGACGUCACAGCACCCCUUCUACCUUCUCCACUUCUACCAGGCGCUGGCCUUCGCACUCGUCUAUAUGGUUUUUAGCAUCAUUUACUUCUUCUCCGGAGGCCUCAGCCCGAUUGGCGAAAGGUGGAUUUAUCCGAUGAUAGACUGGUCCGAUCCCGGUCCCACUGUGGGGAUUAUAUUUGUGUGUGCUGCCGGGCUCAUUAUAAUGCAUUCCCUCGUGGCCCUACUCACUGUCUGCAGGGACUACAUCUCUAAGAAAUACGUGCGAAACAUGAAUUCCAUGACCAUAGCCCCUUAA